This is a messenger RNA of Pararge aegeria (speckled wood butterfly), 3130 nucleotides long. RefSeq lists its product as uncharacterized. NCBI's taxonomy places the organism in Eukaryota, Metazoa, Arthropoda, Insecta, Lepidoptera, Nymphalidae. The record is from RefSeq and is a predicted model, not a curated record. Bases 250 to 1272 code for a protein of 340 amino acids. The transcript is spliced from 2 exons.
ACUUCGCAUCUCUCCCGAAGAUGAUUACUAUUUACAUGCAGCAGUACGCAAGUUUAUGCUGUCCUAAUCACACAUUUAAAGUUAUUUAACAUUUUUAAAUCGAUAAAUUAGUUGAAAUUUGACUUAUUCUAACUUAUUACCUAUCUCCCACCACUAUGCACCCCGCCAUAUUGAAUCGGGUGGACAGUCAUUAAGUAAUUUUGUGUUGUCCGAGUCACACGUAUCCAUAUUUGCGCAAAGUUCGAAGAAAUGGGGAAAAGAAAACGAGCUGAAAGUGAUAUGGUAAAUAGAAUAUUUAAAAAGUUAGUGAAAAGAAGAAAAAGAAUUAUUUCAUCAUCGUCAUCGUCCGAAGACUCGUCGAAUCAAGAUAGUUUGUUAUCACCCACGACAGAAGCUUCAGCUGGUGACCGAGAAAUUCAAGACGAAGUCCCAUUUGAGCUACCAAUGGAAGGCCAGCUAAUAGAGGAAAAUGACGAGUUGGAUCCAGAGAUAUUGCAACUAUUGGGCUCAGACCCGACACAAGACAAAUCUUUUGGAGAAAACAUACACAAAGAUUUAGCUUCACGAUGGAAACAUAUUUUGACUAACGGGUUGCUUAAGGAAGAGAAAAUUGAUCUCCUAAAACGAUACCUACCACCUGAAAACUGUUUAUAUAUGAAAGCACCUAUUCUAAACUCUGAAAUAAAAUCUGCAUUAUCCGAGAUUAACGUUAAGAGGGAUGUUUAUAGUGAACAAAAGCAAAAUCAAAUGUCAAGCUGUAUCUCUGCCAUCGGCAAAGCACUGAACUUGAUCUUAGCUCAAAAAGAAAGUUCUCAAGAAGUUAUAAAAACUUUGAGUGACGCCGGGCGAUUGCUAUGCGACACUCACUACAGAGAAUCCCUCUCUAGACGCUUUGCAAUUGUCAACUGUAUUAGUAAACAAAAAAGAGACGUAAUUAAAAAUACAAAAAUAGAUAACUAUUUGUUUGGUUCAAAUUUGUCUGAACACUUAAAGUCAUCAAAAGCUAUAUCAACUUCCGCAUCAGAGUUGAGAUUUAACAGCGCUAAAACGAAUCAGCUUCGCUCACAACCGAUCUACUCGGCUCGCAACCCGGUUACUUUAAACGCACGGGGGGCACCGCGAGCACCAGCUGCCGAGACGCGAGUGUACCCGGGCCAGCAUCGGCAGCCGCCGGCGCGAGCGCCAGCGCCCGCGCCGCGCGACUACCGACGUGCGCCGCCUCCGCCGACGACUCACCGCUCGAGAUACUACGCGUCAAGUCGCCGACGCUAAUUCCUUCGCAACAGGUACACAACGCAGUGACGUAUAAACCUACAGCCGGCAGACUUCAGUAUUUUCUGUCUGAAUGGUUGCAGAUUACGAAUGAUAAUACUAUUUUGUCCUGGAUUAAAGGUUAUAAAAUUCCCUUCCAUAGUGCUCCUUAUCAAAUAGAUAAAGUCAAAAGUAGGUCAUAUUCUUCCGAAGAAAUAAACAUAAUCAAUGAGUGCGUUGCGGAAUUAUUAGCCUUAGGUUUUGUUUCGACUUGUUUUCAGUCUGAAAAACAAUUCAUCUCACCAAUUUUUACAGUUCCUAAGCCAAACGGAAAGCACCGGUUUAUAUUAAAUUUAAAAAAAUUAAAUAAAUUCAUUUAUAUUAAUCACUUUAAAAUGGAAGACUAUCGCACUGCAAUAAAAUUGAUUAAUAAAGAUAGUUUCAUGGCCACGAUAGAUAUAAAGGAUGCAUAUUUUUUACUACCAGUUGCUCUAAGUGACAGAAUAUACCUCCGGUUCAUGUGGAACAAUCAACUAUUUGAGUUCAACGUUUUACCGUUUGGCCUCUGCACUGCUCCUUAUGUCUAUACAAAGUUACUAAAACCUGUUCUCCACCAUUUACGCUUGUUAGGCCAUUUAUCAGUUAAUUUUCUUGACGAUUUUUUAUGCAUUGGGAAUACGUUUCAGAGUUGUAAAGAUAACGUACAAGCAACAAAAAACUUACUUAUAAAAUUAGGAUUUUUAAUCAAUGAUGUUAAAAGUCAAAUUUACCCACAUAAAAGAUGUUUAUUUUUGGGUUUUAUUUUUGAUUCAUCUAAAAUGUAUUUGACUUUACCUGUUAGUAAGAAAAAACGUAUAAAAUCAUUUACAAAUAAAUUAUUAAAUACAAAACAAUGCACUAUCAGAAAACUUGCUAGUUAUGUUGGUUUGUUAACGUCUGCGUGUCCCGCAGUCGACUAUGGAUGGGUUUAUACAAAAAUGUUUGAAAGAGAAAAAUUUUUAGCCCUCAACUAUUCUAAUAAUUAUAACAAGUAUGUAACCUUAUCUGAACAUUUAAAAGAUGAUUUCAUAUGGUGGAGAGAUCACAUAGACUCUGCCAGUAGUUCAUUUCAAAUCGAAGACUAUUCGAUUACAGUGUAUAGCGAUGCAUCUCGUUCAGGAUGGGGUGCAGCCUGUAAUGAUGAGACAGCUCAUGGAGACUGGGAUAAUUCACAAUUAUCACUGCACAUUAAUACUCUUGAACUACUUGCAGCCUAUUAUAGCCUCAAAAUCUUUGCGUCACAACUUAGUAAUUGCAAUGUUUUGAUGAGGAUCGAUAAUACCACAGCUAUUGCGUAUAUUAAUAAAAUGGGUGGAAUACAGUUUACACAUCUGAACAAAAUAGCACGUGACAUAUGGCAAUGGUGCGAGAAACGCAAUUUACAUAUUUUCGCAUCUUAUAUUCAAUCUAAUAGGAACAUAGUCGCAGAUUUUGAAUCUCGUCGAACAUUUAAUUUAGAUACUGAAUGGGAACUAGCUGAUUACGCGUUUAGUCAGAUAAAAAAAUAUUUUGGUACCCCUAAAUUUGAUUUAUUUGCCAGUAACCAAAAUCACAAAUGUCAGAGGUACGCCUCAUGGAAAUUAGAUCCUAAUUCUGAAAUUAUUGACGCAUUUACUUUCAAAUGGGAAAACAUAAAGUUUUAUGCCUUUCCACCGUUUAGCUUAAUUUCUAAAGUUUUACACAAAAUUAAAUGCGACAAGACAGAGGUCAUUGUUGUAGUACCAUACUGGCCCGCUCAACCGUGGUAUCCGAUAUGGACUAGUCUGCUGGUUUCGGAAGUUCUAUAUUUUCAACCUAAUGAAAAUUUGCUCAUUUGCCCUUUCAGGGAGCAUCACCCUCU